CCCCUGGUACCGGGAUGGCCACAGCCGGCAGUGAGUGAGGCGGCCUUGCGCGCCCCCGGCGGCGGGAGGACCGCGGGCGCUGCCCGCCUUGCGCGCCCCCGGCGGCGGGAGGACCGCGGGCGCUGCCCGCCUUGCGCGCCCCCGGCGGCGGGAGGAGCGCGGUGCGGCUGGGACGGGCAGUCAGUGUGUGCGCUGCCACGGUGUCGGUUGUGUACUGUGUCGGGCCGUCCGGUGUUUACUGUCCGCGUCUGCUGUGGUUUGAUUUCCUCUCCGCUUUUCUUAUUUUAUAUAUAUAAUCUCUAUAUAAUUUUUACUGUGUUGCGAGUCGGGGCCGCAUGAACAGCCAGGCUGGAUCGAACAAGGAAGAAGCUUGAGGAAUCCAAGGAGAAAUUCCGCCGGGAGAUCCGCGAGUCCAAGGCCAAGAUGUUCACCAAAUUCACCAACAUCCUGCAGCAGGCGGUGGAGGCGCUGGCUCCUUCCCUUCCUCUGCAAGAGGACUUUGUGUAUCAUUGGAAAGCCAUUACCCAUUAUUACAUUGAAACAUCAGAUGAUAAAGCUCCUGUAACAGAUACAAAUAUCCCAUCACAUCUGGAUCAGAUGCUAGAUAUUUUGGUUCAGGAGGAACAUGAAAGGGAAUCUGGGGAGACUGGGCCUUGUAUGGAAUACUUACUUCAUCACAAGAUUUUGGAAACACUAUACACCUUGGGGAAAGCUGAUUGCCCACCUGGAAUGAAACAGCAGGUCUUGAUUUUCUAUACAAAAUUACUCGGAAGGAUCAAGCAACCCCUGCUACCACAUAUAAAUGUUCACAAACCCGUCCAGAAAUUAAUUAGACUUUGCGGCGAAGUUCUUGCUGCCCCAACAGAAAAUGAGGAAAUACAAUUUCUCUGUAUCGUUUGUGCAAAAUUAAAACAAGACCCUUAUUUGGUCAACUUCUUUCUCGAGAACAAAUCUCCAAGAGAUGCAGGAAUUACCAACUCACGGCAAACUAUAAAAGAUGUUUCAAACAAAACAGUCAUGAAUGCAGACAUAUCGUCAGAGAUUGAACAGGCCCAAUCUCUUGAAGAUGAGACAAGUAUAGGACUUUGCAAUGCUACCUGUGGAGCUGUAACCAGCCCCUUGGACAGCAGUAGUGGAUCAUCUCAGCAGAGUACUGAUCUGUCUACAUCAUUUAAUGAGAUGGUCCUCUCUCCACAGACAAUUGCUACAACUGAUCAUUGUCAAAACCAAGAUUACAAUUUAGUGAACUCCUUGCUAAAUCUAAGUAAAAGUCCGGAUGGUCGAAUUGUUGUUAAAGCUUCUGAGGGUCUAAUGCUGCUGGUUAGUUUGCCAGAGCCAGCAGCUGCAAAGUGCCUGACUGAGAACACUUCUCUAUGCCAACUGCUAACAGAAAGACUGGGCACGCUUUAUAGAGCAUUGCCACAGUCGAUAGACCCCAUGGAUAUUGAAUCUUUGGAGUCUGUCAACUGGGGUUUGGAUUCUUAUAGCCAUAAAGAAGAUACCACAGCUUUUCCAGGAAAGCGGGCUCUCAUCUCUUUCCUGUCUUGGCUGGAUUACUGUGACCAGCUGAUUAAAGAAGCCCACAAGCUCACUGCAGCUGCCUUGGCAAGGGCUAUCCGAGAGAGAUUCUUUGUCCCAGUUAUGGAACCUCAAUUGCUUCAGACAUCAGAAAUCGGUAUUCUGACCUCAAUAUCACUACUUAAUCGCAUCAUCCGUCAGAUCACGUCAAAUGCAAUGCUACAAGAGUUAGUUUUCUUCUUGUUAGGGGAAUGGAGACAGCCUGAAACACCUGGACACAAUAAGCAUCAGCUGCGGUACCGGCUCAUAGAACACUGUGACCAUCUGUCAGAUGAGAUCAGUAUAAUGACACUGCGAAUGUUUGAGCAUCUAUUGCAAAAGCCAAAUGAGCACAUUAUUUACAACAUGGUGCUAAGGAAUUUGGAGGAACGGAACUAUGUUGAGAAUAAGCCACCUUGCCAAGAAGACAAGGAUAUAGUUGAGAAUGGACAAAUAGCAGGAGCAGUUGACUUGGAAGAAGAUCCGCUUUUUACAGAUUUGUCACCUGAUAACAGAAUGCUAGGCUCCAAUUGGCUAACUGCUUCUCCACCUCCAACUCCAGACCACACAAAAUCUGACGGGAAAACAGAAGUGCAUAAAAUUGUAAAUAGUUUCCUAUGUCUCGUUCCUGAUGAAGCAAAAUCAUCUUACUAUGUUGAAGGCACUGGAUAUGAUACCUACCUCAGAGAUGCACAUAGGCAGUUCCGGGAUUGUUGUGGUAACUGUAUGAGGUGGGACUGGCCAGGAACACCCAAACCUUUGGAGAAAUGCAACCUGGAGUCUCCUUUCUUUGAGGGACAUUUUCUAAAAGUUCUGUUUGAUCGAAUGGGCAGGAUACUUGAUCAGCCAUAUGACGUGAAUUUGCAAGUGACUUCUGUGCUGUCAAAGUUAUCUUUAUUUCCUCAUCCCCACAUACAUGAAUACUUAUUGGAUCCUUAUAUUAAUCUGGCUCCCAACUGCAGGUCUUUGUUUUCUGUUAUUGUAAGGGUGGUUGGAGACCUAAUGUUGAGAAUACAACGCAUCCCAGACUUUACACCAAAGCUUUUGCUAGUCCGAAAACGUUUGCUGGGUUUUGAGCAAGAUGGACCCAUCAUAGACCAUAUGACCUUGCUGGAAGGUGUGAUUGUGUUGGAAGAAUUCUGUAAGGAAUUAGCUGCAAUCGCAUUUGUUAAAUUCCAUGCUUCUACUGCAACCUAAUUGCUGACUGGUUUCCACACAGAAGCAUCCCAUUACCACGUCAGUCUUACUGGUUAGCUUCCAUUAAAAAUAUUUGGAAUAACGUGGACUGCUGUGACUGCUAACUGUGGUGUGCUGCCCAUCACUGUUUUGGAUAUGGAUAGAAAAAGGGAAAUAUGUGCAAAAAUGGAGCAAUUGAUACAGUUAACUGAAAAGCUGAGAGGUUGUGCCUGGAAGUAGACCAGAACCCUUCCUCGUUGCAGUUGCUCAGCUUUGCAGGUGACUUGACUUCAGUAUUGGAAAGAUGUUGAUGUACAAAUAGAACAACAGUCUCAAUGUUGUGUAUGCUAAAUUUUACAGUGGGGCUGGUUGUUUCUCUACGGUCCCUUUUUAAAAUCAUGAUGCAUUCUCUUAUUCAAAAUUGUUCUCAACACUUGAGAAUAGAUUGGGCUAAGGUCAAUAAUAGAAAUGUUUAUCAGUAUUUUAUCGAAUGAUUAUUUAAGUGAAAAAAGUCGGAGUGCUGAUUUGAAAUUAUUGUAUAUUGUGCCUUUGAAAAGGGCAGCAUUAAGUGUUAAGUCUUGUUUAUCUUUUGUCACUCUGUUCUCUUUCCCCUUCAACACUUUCAGAUAGUCUGGAGACUAUAGCCAUGUAGGCUAUGGCUUUGUGCCUGUUCCAAGCCUAAGCCUUCGUGCAACACUUUCAGAUAGUCUGGAGACUAUAGCCAUGUAGGCUAUGGCUUUGUGCCUGUUCCAAGCCUAAGCCUUCGUGCUCAUCCCAGGGAAUGGUCUGCAUUUGUGGAUGAAAGUCCAAGCUUAAGUAUUGUAUACUUGCACAGUUGGAGAGAGUGAUUUUUGGGUUUAUGACUAAUGCUCCAUUUUUAAGUGUUCACUAUUAACAAGUACUCAACAAGGCUUUAAUGCUACGUCAGUUUGAAUAUAACAAUGCUGCCAUUACCCAGUAUUAAUAAAUCAUUUAAAACAGUCAUCAUUCACUAUUUUUAAACUAGCAAAUACAGAAUAAUAACUAGUAGAUGUCUGUAAAGUAGUAUAUCCUGCUUACUUUGAAAAGAAAUUUAAAUGUUUAAUAUAAUUCACAUUGGAUACCCAAAUGACAUGGUGUCAUUGUGCAAUAAUGUAAUAAAUCCUCUAAAAGUGCUUCAUAACAAGUCUUUGUUAUAAAUUACACCUACCAAAUCUAGUGUGUUCUGUAUUUGCAGUUUUUCUGAAUAUUACUCGUGAUGUAUCAUACUCAAUUUUCAUUUUAAUACCAAAUGUUAACAUUGCACAGAUCUGAGCUCCUUUUCUGGACAGUAGCAUUGAAUUUUCUUAAGGGAGUACUAGUUUGUAGUAGACACAAGAUGUGCUUUUGUUUCUGUAAAUAAUUGUUAUUUGAAAUAUAUUUGGUGUAUAGAAACCAAAUAUUUUGAGACUUCAUCACAUUUAAUGUCAGUCUUAACCUUUUUUUCUUUUCAUGAGUGCUACACUUUUGCGUGCAAUAUCAAAGCUGUAUUGCCUUAUAUGCAGCUUAAAUGCAACACUUUUGUCGUACAUAAGGUCUUAUAUAUAUGAUCUGUGCUUGCUUCUACUGUCACUGUUGUAUAUGGUAAAAUGGGUUUAAUCUGCCUAAUUUACAUUAAAAUACAUUCAUAAUUUUCUAUUGAAGAAUUCUCUUUUUAGCACCUUAUUUUGAUAUGCUAUAACUUUGGGGACUGACUGCAGAUGAACUUUUAUGUUGUCUCAAGUGCAAGUUUAUUGUUGGCAUGGUGUUGUAUGUUUACAUUGCAAUUUUGGUUAGCUGUAACAGAAGCUCUAAUUAAAAACUUGUCAUUUCCAUACUUAACUUUUUUUUGCAUGUAACUCCCCAGGUAUCAAAACAAAUCAAUACUAAUGGGAGUUUCUUAUGAAUUUUUUCAUCUUUUUUGAGUCCUUAAGAAUUUGUCUUGCUCUUCAACUUUAGCUGCAUGUGCAGGUGGCAUUUACUCUGGAAUGUACAAAUUUUCUUUGGUCUCAUUUCUGAUUAAUUUAAUCUGCUUCACCUGCAGAUUCUGCUUUUUUCCACUUUAGCUCUGGAGCUCUGGUUAGAAAACAUUGAACAAGCAAAACUUUAUGGUAGGUGGUAUGUGAUCAUUGGGUCACUCUUCUUCAUGAAGAAACCAUAACCAGUCAACACUUGAUUUGAUCAUUUUGUGUUAAAUUCCCAUAUGGCUUCUUUCCUUAACAUUCUGUAUUUUAAAUAAUUUAUUCUUUCAGUGGGAAGAGCAUCAUCCAGUAAGCUGCAUUUGUUUUAAAUUUGAGAUGGCCAUGAAUACAUUAACAAUACUUUGGUGCUAAUUUGAAAUUAAAAGGGUAAUAUAUUUACCAAUCUUUACAAAUUAUGUUGUAAUGUGAUUGAUUUGUUUUUGCAACCUAUUUCAUUAUUAAUUGCUGGUUCACUGUGGGUAAAUUUAAUGUUCUAACACCACUUGCAGCACACACAAAGUAAGGUGUACAUUUUUUCGUUUUUGACAUGAUACUGGUCACAAAUAGCCUUUUUCUAAAAUAUUUUGUGGCAUUUCAUGCAAAGUUAUGGGCAAUGGUGCCAGAAGGUGCUGCAUAAAGCAUAAAGCCUGGUAGAGUUGUCUUCAUUCUUUGAAUUAAAAAAUGAUUUACACG
Molecule: messenger RNA, 5384 nt
Organism: Pristis pectinata (smalltooth sawfish)
Lineage: Eukaryota; Metazoa; Chordata; Chondrichthyes; Rhinopristiformes; Pristidae
Gene: fhip2a
Product: FHF complex subunit HOOK interacting protein 2
Exons: 17
Coding region: 424-2754 (776 amino acids)
Source: RefSeq, a predicted model, not a curated record